Racocetra persica is the source of this 436-nucleotide messenger RNA. Lineage: Eukaryota; Fungi; Glomeromycota; Glomeromycetes; Diversisporales; Gigasporaceae. The record is from the annotation of a GenBank genome assembly.
UGGCUCUAAAUAUUCAGAUAAAGAAUGGUAUGAAUAUAUAGAGAUGCUUCAAGUUCAUAAUAAUGAAACUUCUAGUGAGUGGAUGAAACAGAUUUUGCUUCACUUACUAUAUUUUAAGAAGAAUAAUCUAUUACCUAUUGAAAGUAAAAAAUACCUUGAAGCUAGGAGAUUAAUAAGAUUGCUGAAUGGUGGUUUAUAUGCUUCUGAAAUCAGAAUAGCAAUAUGUUUCUCUUGUGAUCAGUUAGUAUAUACUGGACAAAGAAAGAAGAAUAUAGAAAAUUAUAACCAUAUAGGAAUAGAAAGAUAUUGGAAAUUUUCAUAUACUGGUAAUAAAUACUAUGGUAUAAAUUAUGAAGAAUAUUUGAAAAUUAAACAAAAAUCUAAUUCUGAAUAUGAUUAUAACAGUAAAUAUACAUUAUAUCAAUAUGGAUUGUGA